AUGGAGGCUUACAGGCCCUUCAAGCAAAACGAUCUCUUCCUAUCUCUAAAAAGGUACCUCACUAUGGUUGCUCAACCAGUUUUUGUGGCCGAGGAGUGGGUUCGCAAUGCCAGUAAUGAGGCCAACGCUGAGGCCCUCUCCCGUGCCGAUGUUGAGAAGUCCUUGGAGGCCCUCAAACAAGAAAAGGUAGAGUUGUUCAAGAAGCUGAAGGAAGCGGACAAGGCUCGCCUGAGUACCGAAACAGGUUUAAAGACCGUGGAGAGGCAGUUGGUCAUAGAUCUUAAGGUUGAGUUGCAAAAGGCCAAGGAGGCGGGUCAACUAGCCAAGGAAGCAACCGAGGCUGAGAAGCAAGCAUCCUAUCUACUCGGCAUGGAGGAAAUGCAAGUUAGGCUAGCUGAGGAGCUUUUAGAGGUAUGCAGGGAUUACUACAAUGUGACAUGGGAUAAGGCUCUUAGUGUUGCAAGAGUCCCUGUAGACUCUGGGGCUGAGGGGGACAAAGACAAGGGUAAGGAAAAGGAGAAAAAGCCCUCCUCAGAAGCCAAGAACGCUACCAAGGACAAGGAAGCUGCAGCUAAGGUGAAGGAAGCAGAGGCCAAGACUAAAGAAGCUGAUCCUAAGGCCAAGGACGCUCCUACUUCUCAGUCGAGGCAGAAAGAAGACCCUCCUGCUCCCAAGGCCAAGGCUUAG
Molecule: messenger RNA, 687 nt
Organism: Quercus robur (English oak)
Lineage: Eukaryota; Viridiplantae; Streptophyta; Magnoliopsida; Fagales; Fagaceae
Exons: 4
Coding region: 1-687 (228 amino acids)
Source: RefSeq, a predicted model, not a curated record